Messenger RNA from Notothenia coriiceps (black rockcod), 2147 nucleotides. RefSeq names its product phosphatidylserine synthase 1-like. Gene Ontology annotation, biological process: phosphatidylserine biosynthetic process. The transcript is spliced from 7 exons. The coding region runs from base 506 to 1033 and encodes 175 amino acids. Lineage: Eukaryota; Metazoa; Chordata; Actinopteri; Perciformes; Nototheniidae. The record is from RefSeq and is a predicted model, not a curated record. Gene Ontology annotation, molecular function: L-serine-phosphatidylethanolamine phosphatidyltransferase activity.
UGUUUUAUUUUUUGAAAGUAGCUCUCAUCCUAAAAAAGGUUGGAGACCCCUGCCCUAGAGAGAUAGGCAUAUAACUGUCAUGUGUAUUGCUUACGCAGGCCUUAGCUAAUCUUUACUAAUGUCAGAAUACUGCUUUGAACCAGUAUUCUUCCAUCUUGUUGACUGUAACACCCUCUCUUGUAUAUAAGCAUAUCAAGGACUCUACUCUUGGAACUAUUUGUCCCACGAAGCCCUGUGUGUGAUGACUACUUCCAUUCUUGCAAGGAUAAUAAAUAAAAGUAUCCUGAUAUUGAAGACCAAGCCGGUGACGAGUGAUAUUUUUCUAACACAUUUGUAUGAAUCUCGAUAUCCUCUAUAAAGUGUGCAUAUUUUGUUCAGGGAAAUCCACACCACCACAGGGAAGAUAAAGCGAGUGGUGCUCCAGUUCACCCCGGCCAGCUGGACUUAUGUGCGCUGGUUUGACCCAAAGUCCUCCUUUCGAAGGCUGGCAGGCAUCUAUAUCUUUAUGAUCCUCUGGCAGCUGACAGAGUUAAACAUGUUCUUCCUGAAGCACAUAUUCGUCUUCCAGGCGUCUCACGCUUUCAGCUGGUUACGCCUCAUCGUCCUUGGAGCCAUCACUGCACCCACUGUACGACAAUAUUAUGCAUAUAUGACUGACACUGAGUGUAAACGAGUUGGCACCCAAUGCUGGGUGUUUAUUGCCAUCUCUCUCCUCGAGGCUCUUGCUUGUGUUAAAUUUGGUAACGACUUGUUUUCCAAGACACAAGUUCGCUAUGUGCUCCUGUGGCUGGUGAUUCUGGCCUUCAUCACACUUCUAUGUCUAUAUGGGAUGAUGUGGUACGAGCAAAAGAAAAUGAAGAGCCUUUCUGUACAAAGUGAAGACCACGAUGACAGCAGUGUUGACGAGUCGUGCGGUGUCGUCCCAGUUGGCAUAGCAGCUGAGAGAGAUUCAUUGAGUUUACAACCUACAAAACUGAGGGAAGCAUCUGUGAGGAACAGAUUUGUGAAUGAACAUGGAGGAAAGGAACAAUAAACAAGAUCACUUUUACUUCCUCUAUGAAAGGGUGAAGGACGCAACCAACAAGGAGCAUAGAGUAUGCAAAUAAAUGUACUGAAAACAUCUUGUAAAAGUUGCUUCCUAGGGGUAAGAACGCAGACUCCAGAACAAAUUCCCACCAGCGAGCCUUUAUACAAUCGGGUCAAAGGUGAAACACUAAUUACAGCUUAGGCAGCAUUUACAUAUCUUAAUACUUAAGGAAAAGCACGUAAUUGAUCUUGCAUUCGAUGUCAGUUAUUUCAACCAGACUUGAUCAAGUAAAGAAUAUGCACUGGAUUUUGAAUGAAAAAAACGCCUUUUUUUUUUAUUACCAAAAACACUAGAAGGCUAGCAUACACACAUCAUGUUCUACCUAAAAUGACUAAACGUUGUUUGGACACUUUGCCCUGUGGGAAAUGUAAUGUCCAGUCCAGGGAAAUGUUUAUACUAAUGUUUACUAAGAGUUUUGUUUUGCACCUAACCUCUUUAACUAUUUUUUUAACAUGACUGUCUACUCAAUGUAAUGCCUUGCUAGAAAGCUAAAGAGCACAUCGUUUUGUAAGAAAUUUCAUUUGGUGAUGAGUUUUUGUUUAACUUUUUGGAUUUGAUACAUUUGUGUUUUGUAUGUAAUCGUUUCUAAAAUCAACCACAAUUAACACUGAUUUGUAAAACAGUAAAGCAGCGGUAGAUACACUACUGUUUGCUUUUCUGCAAUUAUAUUUAUAUCAGGAGAGAUGUUUUUGUGUACUUUAAAUGAGAAGUAGAACCAAGUGUUACUAGACCAACUGUAGUGUUUUCAAGUUACCCUUUUUAACUCCAAAUGAUGUGAAACUGUGGACAUUAGUGUUUCUUUGUUAUUAGAAGGUGAAGUUCAUGAUAGAUGUGCUAAGAGAAUAAUGUGACAUUUAAUGUAAAAGCACUGUGGUGGUAUGAAAUAGCAGAGGAUACGCACUUGUGAAAUUAUCUUUUCACUGGCUAUCGAUUCUUUUAAUGAUCCAAAUGAAUGUGAUAUUAAUAUCAGAAAGUUAGUGACUAGCUAAUAUAAGUUGUUUUUAAUAUCAUUAAAUUAUGCAAUAAAUUUCAUAUUUGAUAUCAGUGUGUUUUCAAACUU